GCUUGACCGAGUUGUAGCCUUGCCGCCGUGUGCUCCAGUUUACAGUUCCAGUCCCCUUGCCGCCGCCUUUUCCACUUUCGGCUCCCCUCUCCACAUAUAACGCUCGCCCCCCCCAUUCUCGCGAUCGGUUCACCCAUCGUCGUCGACUUUUUGACAAGAACACUUUUACAAAACCACCACAUCACAACCUGACAUCAUGUCUCAAUCUGGAGUUCAGGUCGACCCCGAGUGCCGGAGGGCUUUCGACAAGCUGAUGUCCCGUCAGCUCAGGUACAUCAUCUACAAGCUUUCGGACGACUUCAAGGAGAUUGUCAUUGAGAGCACCAGCGAGGGCGCCACCGAGAACUACGACGAGUUCCGCGAGAAGCUCGUCAAUGCCCAGACUAAGAGCGCUACUGGCGCCAUCAGCAAGGGUCCCCGAUAUGCCGUCUACGAUUUCGAGUACAAGCUUGCUUCUGGCGAGGGUUCCCGCAACAAGGUGACCUUUAUCGCCUGGUCCCCCGAUGAUGCUGGCAUCAAGUCCAAGAUGGUCUACGCCUCUUCCAAGGAGGCCCUCAAGCGCUCUCUCAGCGGUAUCGCUGUCGAGCUCCAGGCCAACGAGCAGGACGACAUCGAGUACGAACAGAUUAUCAAGACCGUGAGCAAGGGUACUGCCGCAUAGAUUUCUCCAUAAUCGUAUUAAGAACAGAGAGAGACGAGAAGAGAAGAGAGAUGAGUUGUUGUUGACGUUGUUGCGCGUUGCGAACAUAGUCGAAAGAUGGUGUCCCUUAUGUUGCUGUCGCUGUCGGCGUUGUUGUAAUGACAAUAUAAACCACACGCUACUUAUUUUGUACUUCCCAAAUACCAUUUACCACAUCCAGACUACCACCACCUCUCCUCAACUUACUCAACUCAACUUUCAUAUUAUUCUCCGCGUUGGUUUGGAAAUAUCAG
Neurospora tetrasperma FGSC 2508 is the source of this 933-nucleotide messenger RNA. RefSeq lists its product as uncharacterized. Gene Ontology annotation, molecular function: actin filament binding. NCBI's taxonomy places the organism in Eukaryota, Fungi, Ascomycota, Sordariomycetes, Sordariales, Sordariaceae. The coding region runs from base 197 to 661 and encodes 154 amino acids. The record is from RefSeq and is a predicted model, not a curated record. Gene Ontology annotation, biological process: actin filament depolymerization; actin filament severing; cell motility. Gene Ontology annotation, cellular component: actin cytoskeleton; cytoplasm; actin cortical patch. The transcript has 6 exons.